CCUCCUUUCCCAGCCUCUCCUCCCUGCUCCUUCUCUGCAGGCCUGCUGCAGAGAGGGGCGUGUGACGUCAGUGAAGGCUGGAGCAGUUCCGUGGUUGAAGCGGAAAAAAAAAAUGGGAAGACGAUUGCGAGGACCUCACACAGGGCAGCCAUGAGAGGUGAAGCUAGGAGCCCAGUGACCUAUGGACACAAUGUGUGGUCAUGUGACUGAUGUGGACCGGUCCACCUCAGACGGAACACUCGUCCCAGUGAUUUGUUGUAGCGCUCCUAACUUCACCAUGAGGAAGUCCGUGAGACACUCGGCCUCUUCGAUGUUGUACCGGCGCUGCCAUUGUGCUGUAUGAGCGCCCCCCUUCCUUCUGUGGCUGUCACUGCACGGAAUGGCCUCUCUGGACCUGCCAUACCACUGUCCUCGGUGCGGGGAGCACAAGCGAUUCCGAAGCCUCUCAUCCUUGCGAGCCCACCUGGAGUACAACCACACAUACGAGACCCUCUACGUCCUGUCCAAGUCCAACAGUGUGUGUGAUGCUGCUGCCCUGCUGCCCCUAGUGGCCGAAGGCGCUAUCCUCACACCCGCCAACAACAACGACCCCUUCGAGCCGCUCCGCCCCUCAGCUCUGAAGGAGCGCCGUUUCCCUUGUCGUGAACUGCCUUGUGUGGACGACCUGAGUUUGACGCCAGCUCACCCCAGCUCUGCGGCCCGAUAUAUUCCCAAUGUAGAGUUUCCCUUAGGGGAGAUUUUCAUGAAGAAGGCCAUGACCUCUGCAGACCCGGGUCCUCAUGGAAACCCCAGCACAGCCGUAGCUGUGGCUGCUAAUGUAGCAGCUAGCGCAGUGGAGGCGGCCUAUGAGGAGAGCCUGGCCAGGCUGAAGGCACGUGCGUUUGAGCGUCUGGAGCUGGAUGAAAGGCUGGAGAAGCUGUCGGAGGAGGUGGAACAGAAAAUAGCAGCGCGCGUGGGCCGUCUUCAAGCGGAGCUGGAGAGGAAGAGCUCCGAGCUGGAGCGAGCCAAGCAGGAGAGCGAGCGGCUGAGCCAGGAGAAACAGGACCUGGAGGACAAGGCCUCGGAGCUCUCCCGGCAGGUGGACGUCUCUGUGGAAAUGCUGGCUAACCUCAAACAGGAUCUGGUGAACAAGGAGGCGGAGCUCAACCACAAACAGCAGGAGGUGGCACAGAUCGACCAGUUCCUGCAGGACACCGCGGCGCGGGAGGCCAACGCUAAAGUCCGCCUGCAGCAGUUUAUCGAGGAGCUGCUGGACCGAGCCGACCGCGCCGAGAAACAGCUGCAGAUCAUCAGCAGCUGUGGCACCACACCCAACGGCAGCCUGGGACACUGCAGCCUGCAGGCCUCCAAGGGAAACGGACGGCAGAGAAACUCCAGCCUCUCUGGCAGCACGAGAGGGAUGUACCAGGUGUCGGAGCGACGUUCCUCCGUCUGCUGCAGGGCGUCAGGGAGGAUCAAGUCCGUGUCCCAGGGAUCUGGCGGUUACGACAGUGACAGUGUGGAGAUGCAUCCCAUGGACGACUGCCCCGAGGCUCAGUACUACCACAUGCAGUGUCGGCUCAGCGAGGGCGGCUACGAGCGCUCGCCUGGAUGUGGCUCGAGAAACUGGGGCCUCCGAAAACAGGCCAUCCAAAACUGGCAGCGGCGGCCUUACCGCAACAGCACUGAGGGGGAGGAGGGGGACGUGUCGGACGUGGGCUCCAGGACAACGGAGUCUGAGGUGGAGAUGUGGGAGCAGGAGAGGAGAGCCGUGGCCGAGGUCCAGCAGUCUGCCCCGCCUUAUCACCACCACGGCAGGGCAGGAUACCGACCAAACGUAGGAUGUUCAGAAGGCUACAGUAAACCAUGUCGUCAUGAAAAGAGCCCGUCCAAAUCGAACGAGGUGAUCAGUCCAGAGAUCCUGAAGAUGCGUGCAGCUCUCUUCUGUAUCUUCACCUACCUGGACACCAAAACCCUGCUGAGGGCCGCGGAGGUCUGCCGCGACUGGAAGUUUGUGGCCCGUCACCCGGCUGUGUGGACCAGAGUGCUCCUGGAGAACGCUCGCAUUUCUUCCAAGUUUCUCUGCACCCUGUCUCAGUGGUGCACGCAGACGCACUCGCUCAUUCUGCAAAAUCUCAAACCCAGACAACGAGGCAAGAAGGAAAGCAAGGAGGAUUAUCUCAAAAGCACACGUGGCUGCCUGGAGGAGGGUCUGGAGGCGCUCUUAAAGGCCACAGGAAGCAACCUGCUGAUACUGAAGAUUUCACACUGCCCCAACCUGCUGACCGACCGCUCGCUCUGGCUGGCGAGCUGCUACUGCCGAGCCCUGCAGGCGGUCACCUACAGAAGUGCCACAGACCCUGUGGGCCAGGAGGUGAUCUGGGCUCUCGGAGCAGGUUGUAGGGAUAUCAUCUCCCUACAGGUGGCGCCUCUACACCCUUGUCAACAGCCGGCACGGUUCAGUAACAGAUGUCUGCAGACUAUUGGUAGAUGUUGGCCGCACCUUCGUGCCCUUGGUGUGGGAGGAGCUGGAUGUGGCAUACAGGGUUUGGCCUCACUGGCGAGGAACUGCAUGCGUCUGCAGGUGCUGGAGUUGGACCAUGUGAGUGAAAUCAACCAGGAGGUGGCAGCAGAGGUUUGCAGAGAAGGUCUGAAGGGUCUGGAGAUGCUGGUGCUGACGUCAACACCAGUCACCCCGAAAGCCUUGCUCCACUUUAACAGUGUUUGUCGUAACCUGAAGUCCAUCGUGGUUCAGAUCGGUAUCGAGGACUACUUUGAAGACCCCAACAGUCCUGAAGCCAGAAAACUGUUUGAUGAGAUGGUGAACAAGCUGCAGGCUCUGAAAAAGAGACCUGGUUUCUCCAAAAUCCUGCACGUGAAAGCAGACAGUAUCUGCUAACGUCUUUGGUCCAGACUCUUGACGUCGCGGUGAGCUGCCAUCUUGGAUCAUUUAGACUCUUAAAAAACAGUCCAGCUGGGUUUUUUGUUUCAGCUCAGAAAGUUGGGGGCGGCAUACAUAAACCAGGCGGCCACGAUAAUGAACCAGGACCAGAACUCAAUCUGCAUACUCAUCAAGUCUAAAUUAAAAACAGAAAAAUAAUCAGAAAUGUAUUUACCAACCCUGACCGUGUACCUGAGAAAUCAACAGAUUUCAACAGACUCAAAAAAAAAAAAACCCCA
Molecule: messenger RNA, 3159 nt
Organism: Cynoglossus semilaevis (tongue sole)
Lineage: Eukaryota; Metazoa; Chordata; Actinopteri; Pleuronectiformes; Cynoglossidae
Gene: fbxo41
Product: F-box protein 41
Exons: 14
Coding region: 380-2878 (832 amino acids)
Molecular function (GO): protein binding
Source: RefSeq, a predicted model, not a curated record